CGCUUUCAAGCGCAAGCACGACCCGGAAGUCGAGAUCCCUGUAGCGGAAGCGGGCUUCCAGGACCGGAAACGAGGGGGAGCCAACCAUGGCGUCGGCGGUGCUCGCGCUGAGCACGCGGGCAGCAGUUACUGGCCUGUUGUGCCCCACACCAGCUACAGCUCUUGCUGUCAGAUAUGCAUCCAAAAAGACAGGUGGCAGUUCCAAAAACCUUGGUGGAAAAUCACCAGGCAAACGUUUUGGCAUCAAGAAAAUGGAAGGUCACUAUGUUCAUGCUGGCAACAUCCUUGGGACUCAGCGCCAGUUCCGCUGGCACCCAGGUGCCCAUGUGGGAUUGGGGAAGAAAAAGUACCUGUACGCGCUGGAAGAGGGGACUGUCCGCUACACUAAGGAGGUCUACGUGCCCAGCCCCAGCAACGCGGAGGCUGUCAACCUGGUCUGCAGUCUGCCCAAGGGUGCUGUGCUCUACAAGACUUUCGUCCAUGUGGUUCCUGCCAAACCUGAGGGGACCUUCAAACUGGUAGCCAUGCUCUGAAGUCUUGUUGAAGCCGCUGGACAGAGACUGGAGUCCUGGUGACAGGAGAACGUGAUUGCAGAACCCAAGGGUCAGGAUGACAGCAAGCUUCCAAGGAAGAGGUCUGCUGGAUGUGACUUCGCAGGAUCCCUUGUGAAGUGACUGCUGGAAAAAUGUUGGAAGAUCUGACCUGAAUAAAGCUAGCUGAAGCCACAA
Molecule: messenger RNA, 728 nt
Organism: Jaculus jaculus (lesser Egyptian jerboa)
Lineage: Eukaryota; Metazoa; Chordata; Mammalia; Rodentia; Dipodidae
Gene: Mrpl27
Product: mitochondrial ribosomal protein L27
Exons: 4
Coding region: 87-533 (148 amino acids)
Biological process (GO): translation
Cellular component (GO): mitochondrial large ribosomal subunit; ribosome
Molecular function (GO): structural constituent of ribosome
Source: RefSeq, a predicted model, not a curated record